This is a messenger RNA of Odontomachus brunneus, 2412 nucleotides long. Its product is annotated as protein O-mannosyl-transferase TMTC4-like. The record is from RefSeq and is a predicted model, not a curated record. Lineage: Eukaryota; Metazoa; Arthropoda; Insecta; Hymenoptera; Formicidae. Gene Ontology annotation, molecular function: mannosyltransferase activity; protein binding. Gene Ontology annotation, biological process: protein O-linked glycosylation via mannose; endoplasmic reticulum unfolded protein response. The transcript has 11 exons. Gene Ontology annotation, cellular component: endoplasmic reticulum. The coding region runs from base 250 to 2397 and encodes 715 amino acids.
UUUCGAUAUAUCGACAUAAAGGCGAUGUUUUCUUCUACAAAGUGCAUUAUAUUUCAUACACUAGUGCAGAAGAAGCCGGCUCGCCUAGCAUCUCUGGUUUAUGGACAAACGUUAUUGGCAAGAGGUUAUGAUGUCCUGUCUACCUGUUAUUUCUAGGAUAACAUGUUUUUACUCGAUUAUUUCCGAAGGUUCGCAUUAUCUGGUAGCACCGGAAUAAUUAUGCGAUAACUUUCACUUAUCAGGAAUAUCAUGAACAACAAAUCAACAACGCACCUGCCAGCCGUAUCGCCAUCGCUUUCGAGUUGGAUAAUCGUGAUUUUGUCACUUUGUUUUGUUAACAGUUAUGACGGAGACUUUGUUUUUGACGAUGCCGAGGCUAUUGUCAAGAACAACGAUGUACGCGACACACCAUUGUGGAAAAUAUUUAAAAACGACUUCUGGGGCACUAAAUUGUCUCAUAAUCAAAGCCACAAGUCAUAUAGACCUCUUACUAUUUUGAGUUUUAGAUUACACUUCUGGUUACGACAAGAUUUAAUUUCGCAAGACUAUCAUAUAGUAAACAUAGUGUUGCAUAGUGUAAUUUGUCUGUUAACUUUCCUUGUAUAUAAUGUAUUUUUGGGGCCAGAAGAUCAAAACAUUUCAUUCUAUGCUACAGCCUUGUUUGCAGUUCAUCCAAUUCAUGCAGAGGCAGUAUGUGGAAUAGUAGGACGUGCAGAGUUAUUAUGUACCUUAUUCACUUGGUUGUCAGUUUUGUCAUACAACCAGGUAAUACAUGCAAAGAAUUUGUUACACACAUGUGUCGCUAUGUUUGGUUGUGCUGCUUGUGUAACUAUUGCAAUGUUAUGCAAGGAAACUGGAAUCACUGCCAUUGGCAUUUGUGCAAUGUAUGAUAUAGUUAUUGCAAACAAAAUAUAUCCAAUUGAUGUAAUUAACUUCUUUUUAUGUAAAAAUUCCGACAAACGUUUUAGUAAUUUAGUUAAAUACAGAGCCACAAUUUUACGACUUGCUGCACUGCUUUUAGUUGCAAUAAUGCUUUUGUCAUUAAGACUUGGUAUCAUGGGGUUUUCUACUCCUAAAUUCCUACCUGUAGACAAUCCAGCAUCUUUCAUGGACAAUAUAUUUCUUCGUAUACUUAAUUAUAACUAUAUUUAUUGUCUUAAUACAUGGUUACUCAUAUGCCCUGUAUGGCUCUGCUUUGAUUGGUCAAUGGGUUGCGUACCUCUGAUUACUGGAUAUGAUCACAGAAUUUUUACGAUUGUGAUUUUCUGGUUAAUGUUUGGCGCAAUAGUUGCAUACACAUUUAUCCCUCGUAAAGAUAAAACUUCAAGGUACAUAACAAUGGGACUAACUAUACUCAUUAUUCCAUUUCUACCUGCUAGUAAUAUCUUCUUCAAAGUAGGAUUUGUUUUGGCAGAAAGAAUAUUAUAUAUUCCUUCGGCAGGUUAUUGCCUGUUGUUUGUUAUUGGCUUACAAAAAUUCUCUGCCCAAUUUUCUUUGCCUAAGGCAUCAUUAUUGGCAUAUGCAAUGCUUAUUAUGUUGUUGUUUGCGCGUUCUUGGGUAAGAAGCAAUCAAUGGAGAAAUGAGAAAUUGCUGUUCCAAUCAGCAUUAAACGUAUGUCCUUUGAAUGCAAAAGUACAUUAUAAUAUCGCGAAGAAUGCGGCAGAUGCAGGAAACAUUGUGCUUGCCAAGUUGGAAUAUCAAGAAGCUUUACGAUUAAAUCCAAAGUAUGUCCAAGCUAUGAAUAAUCUUGGCAAUCUACUCAAAGAUAUUGGACUACUCCCAGAAGCUGUGAAUUUGUUUAAAGAAGCUAUCACUUUGCAGAAAGAUUUUGCUACAGUAUGGAUGAAUUUGGGUAUAGUUCAGUCAGCAUUAAAGCAGUAUGAGGAAUCAGAAGCGAGUUAUUUUACAGCUCUGCAAUAUCAGCCAAUUUACCCGGCUUGUUAUUAUAAUUUAGGUGUAUUAUAUCUGGAACGAAAACAAUAUGACAAAGCACUGAAAGCUUGGGUAAAAGCAGCUAAACAAAAGCCCACGCAUAAACAAGUGUGGACGAAUAUGAUACUGUUAUUAGAUGAUUUAAACAUGACAGAAAAAGCAUUAAAAACGGCGAACGAAGCUUUAAAAUUUAUUCCUAAUCAUGCUUCGAUCUAUUUCAAUAUUGCUAACAUCCUGGGAAAAAAGGGAAGAUUUGAGGAAGCAGAAAUACAAUUUAAGCUGGCAAUGUCAAAAAAUCCUACAGAUCCUAUGAUUUAUGCAAACUUAGGUGUUUUGUAUCAUCGUUGGAAUAAGUUGAAUGCAGCAGAGGAAAUGUACAAAAAGGCAUUACAGCUUAAAACAGAUUUACACAGUGCAAGAGACAAUUUACAAAGGUUAUAUUCAUUGAAGGCGUCAAUAAAAUAAUUUUUUUUAACAACA